UUUAUGUCGUUAUCUCCACAACCUUACGACUCAAAACAUAGAAGAGGCCAAAGGUGAAAUGGACAGAAGUGUCAAGCUCAAGAUUUCUCUUCUCUUCUUCUUCUUCUUCUUCUUGUCUUCUUCUUCCUCCACUGCUUCAUUGGUUCAAACAAAUGAACAAAGAAAAGAUUCAUUAUUACCUAAAGAAAAUCCAUUUACAGUAAAAGCUUCACUUGUUCGAUAUUGGAACAAACAAAUCUCCAACAAACUCCCUAUACCCUCUUUCCUUUUCUCCAAAGCCUCACCGCUCUCCGCCGUGGAUGCCGCCUUUUACACCAGUCUCGCCACCCAAAAAUCUCUCACCGGUCACAUUUCUUCUUUCUGCUCCUCCGCCAAGUUAUUCUGUUUUUCUGAUUCAAAAUCAUACCUUAACCCAAGCCCUAGUAAAGAUGCAAAUUUUGCUGUCUACAAUAACAAAAAAUUCGCCAACUAUGGAUCCUCUAGGCUAGGUGGAGGAGACAAUUUCAAGAACUAUUCAGAUGGCGUCAACUUCGCCAGCGGCGAUUUCACCAAAUACAGCCGGAGCUCCACCGGCCACCGCGAGGACUUUAAUAGUUACGCGGCGGACGGUAAUGUAGCAUCCGGCAAUUUCACCUCCUACGCCGCCGGAGCUACUGGCGGAGGAGGAACUUUCCAAAACUACAUGCCACGUGUCAAUGUCCCAGAUCUUCGGUUCGCUUCUUACGAUUCAGACGGCAACAAUCAUAAGCUUUCAUUUACGAGCUAUGUUGGUGAUACUAAUUCUGGAAAGGAAGCAUUUAUUAGCUACGCCAAAAAUGGAAAUGGUGUGCCUGCUGAGUUUACUACGUAUGGUGACACGUCCAAUGUUAUUGGAUCAUCGUUCAAUGGAUAUGGGGAAUCGGGCAAUGCUGCAAAUGAUUCGUUCAAGGCUUACUCUACAAAUUCCAACAACCCUAACAAUAAUUUUAAGAAUUAUGGGGCUGGUGGAAACAGUGGAGUAGACACUUUCACAAGUUAUAGGGAUUCGGCCAAUGCAGGUACUGACACGUUUACGUCUUACGCAAAGGGUUCCAGUUCUGGAAAGGCAAAUUUCGUAAAUUAUGGAAAAUCAUUUAAUGAAGGAAAAGACACUUUCAAAGAAUAUGGUAAAGGAGCUAAAGAUCCUUCGGUUGGUUUCAAGAUUUAUGGUUUCAACAAUUCGUUCAAAGAGUAUUCUCCAAAGGGUGUCAAUUUUGCGGGAUACACCAAAAAAAGCGCUCCUACGGUUGGUUCUUUGAAGACCAGUGGCAAAUCCGUAAAUAAAUGGGUAGAAGAGGGUAAAUUCUUUCGAGAAUCCAUGCUGAAGGAAGGGACAGUUAUGAAAAUGCCCGACAUUCGUGACAAAAUGCCCGGAAGGUCAUUUUUGCCCCGGACAAUUUCAUCUAAAUUACCGUUCUCUACCAAAGAAUUAUCCUAUCUCAAGACCUUUUUCCACGCGCAAGAGAACUCUACCAUGGAGCGCGUGAUUGUGAACGUGCUUGCAGAGUGCGAGCGUGCUCCAAGCCAAGGCGAAACCAAGCGAUGCGUUGGCUCCGUGGAGGACAUGAUCGACUUUGCCGUAUCAGUUUUAGGCCACAAUGUGGUGGUACGGACUACCGAUAAUGUCGUCGGGUCAAAAGAGAAAGUCAUGAUCGGGAAAGUCAAGGGAAUCAACGGUGGAAGAGUGACACAAUCAGUGUCAUGCCAUCAGAGCCUGUACCCUUACCUACUGUAUUACUGCCACUCUGUUCCAAAAGUUAGGGUCUACGAAGCAGACAUUCUUAACGUAGAGACAAAGGCUAAAAUAAAUCAUGGUGUUGCCAUUUGUCAUAUAGACACGUCAGCAUGGAGUCCAGGUCACGGAGCUUUCGUGGCAUUAGGGUCAGGUCCUGGUCGUAUUGAAGUCUGCCAUUGGAUUUUUGAGAAUGAUAUGACUUGGGCCACGGCGGAUUAAUUAGCUAAUUGAUUGCAAAGUGGCUCUUUACUACUCCAGUAUUUAUUUUAAUUUUCGCUUGUAUGUUUUCCACAGCCAUAAAGGAUAUUUUGUAGUCCCACUAUUUAUGACGAGGUUUCGUAUUGAAGGCAUUUAAUGAUUGUGUUUUCUCCUAAA
This is a messenger RNA of Nicotiana attenuata, 2128 nucleotides long. Its product is annotated as polygalacturonase 1 beta-like protein 3. The record is from RefSeq and is a predicted model, not a curated record. Bases 59 to 1972 code for a protein of 637 amino acids. Lineage: Eukaryota; Viridiplantae; Streptophyta; Magnoliopsida; Solanales; Solanaceae. The transcript is spliced from 2 exons.